Molecule: messenger RNA, 9192 nt
Organism: Xyrauchen texanus (razorback sucker)
Lineage: Eukaryota; Metazoa; Chordata; Actinopteri; Cypriniformes; Catostomidae
Product: zinc finger protein 385D-like
Exons: 10
Coding region: 116-1816 (566 amino acids)
Cellular component (GO): nucleus
Molecular function (GO): nucleic acid binding; zinc ion binding
Source: RefSeq, a predicted model, not a curated record
GCGCACAGUUUGUGUAAAUGUCCCGACCGCUGGUUCACCGUUGGUCAUUCAGCUGCACGAGGUCCUCCGUAUCAUUUCAGCUCGAGCACAACGGAGAGCGAGAAGUACGGUAGUCAUGUUGGGCUCAGAGGACCACGGAGAGACUCGCAAACGCAACGGGACCGGAGUGACGUGUCCAUUUAGCCCUGUUGAAGACGGGACAUUGACUGAACAGAUCAGGCAAGAGGGUGUGUCUUCUGAUAUGGUGGAGUUUAUGAGACAGGAUGGCCCACUUGAAAAACCUCGUCCAAAGCGGGAACGCAAACACAGGUCGUACACACUCUGCGAAGUGUGCAACAUUCAGCUGAACUCUGCAGCACAAGCACAGAUACACUACAAUGGCAAAACACACCAGAAAAGACUCAAACACAUAAACAACAACAACACAGGUACGACUGCUCAGGGGAGCCCUCUGCUGGCCUCAUUACAGAUGCAUGGUCGUCCUCUGCAGACACCUCUGGACUUGAAACACUUCCUGCCCUUCAGGCUCAGUGGCUCCUCCCCCCUCAGCCUGUUCCCAAACUUCAAUACAAUGGACCCGGUACAGAAGGCAGUGAUAAACCACACAUUUGGUGUUCCUCAGUCACUGAAGAAAAAACAGGUCAUCUCAUGCAAUAUCUGUCACCUACGCUUCAAUUCCACGAAUCAGGCAGAAGCCCACUAUAAAGGCCAUAAACACACUCGUAAACUGAAGGCUUUAGAGGCUCAGAAGAACAAACAGCAGAGACGACAACUCGACAAUGCACAUCACAACCGAAACAAAGACAGAGAGAAGGAGCGAGAGAGGGACAGGGAGAGGGACGUGGACAGAGUGAAAACGAGUGCUCCAGAUCCACUUCCUGCCCUGCUGGAUGACAGCACCGUUGAGGGAACUGCACUCUGUGACUCAGACUCUGUUAUGAGGGUGGAUGAUACUCACUCAAGUUCGGUGGUCUUGACGCCGAUAUCGGAGGUGUCGUCUGCAGACCUGUCUAUCUCCUCUAUUCAAUCCCAGCACCCAGACAGCGCGCUGGAGCCCACCGGUGCCACCAGCGAGACAGGUGCUCAGCAGAACAGCCCAACAGGGGACACACAGACAGACCCCAAAAAAAACAAACAACAUCUGCACUGCCCCGUCUGCAAAGUCACCGUCAACUCCACCGUUCAAAUGGACGCUCACAAUAGUGGCACCAAGCACAAACUAAUGUUGGAAGGACAGAGUGUGCUGCCACGACGACGAGGGAAAGCAAUGUCGUCCCGCCCCUCAUGUAAAAGCAAGCGAUUAGCCAGCAAGGGAAGUGUGGGUGUGGCCAACAAGAGCUUCUGCUGUGAAGUUUGUGAGAUCCACGUCAACUCUGAGACUCAGCUCAGCCAGCACAUGAACAGUCGACGGCAUAAGGAUAGACUGGCUGGAAAGCCCCCCAAGCCCAAAUUCAACCCUCACACCAAGAGCCAGCCUACCUCAGCAGUAUCGCAGGGCAUCAGAUGGAAUGGUUAUGCUGGUGGUGCUCUGUCUGCAAUGAAGAAAGUUAUCAACCAAUGCAAUCUCUCCUCUCUGUCCUCACAGACUAAGCUGGUUCUACAGAAGCAAUUGACAAAAACUUUGACCGCCAGCUUCCUUCACAACCCCUUAACACCACCCACCCUCUGCACUGUUGCAGCAAAUCCGCAAUUUGCACUCCGUCACCCACCGGGCACUACCUUUAUUCAGACACCGAUCCUCGGCCCGGCCCUCUUUCGGCCAGCGCCCGGACCUCUGAGAGCCACGCACACCCCCAUCAUUUUUUCACCUUAUUGAUCACCCAAAAUGAGCUCAAACAAAACAAACCCUCUUUCAACAAGGGUGCACAUAUCCGUAAUUUAGUCUUAUGAUCCGUUCUCAGUGUUGACGGUCUGUGUACAAACUUUGUCUGUGCUCCUGCACUCUCCCAUCUAAUACAUAAAUACACACACCCAUAUAUAUACAAAUACGCACUCUCAAAGUGUUCCCUAUCCUCCUCAAAGACUGUGCCCUAUGUGGGUCACUCUUGAACUAUGCAGCAAAGAGAGAGGGAGAGUGUGUGUGAGAGAGAGAGUCAGAGAGAGAGAGAGAGAGAGAGAGAGAGAGAGUAUCAAAGACCCGAAUGGAUGGAAGCAAGACCCAUAACUGUAUGGGAGGGGCCUCUACGCAAACGCCAGCCCACUAUGCAGAUGAGCGCAUUGGCCGAUUUACUUAAUGCUGAUGUAAGAAAGACUAAUAAGGAAAUGAAAGAGAAUCACUUUUAGAAGGAUAUUUAGCGUUGCUUUAUGAGAUAUUUAUCAUUAUUUAGAUAUUAAUCAGGUUUUUAUUCUAUAAUUUAUUAGAGAAAAGCCCAUUUUAGAGACCUAUUACUGCUUUAGCUGUUUGUUUAGUGAGGAAAUGCAAAAUCCCUUUACUUGAGGCUUCUUUUUAAAAUUCUUUUUACAGUAUUUUCAAAUGUUAUUUAUCUUUUGUCAGUGAUCAUCUUGUUCCAUAUGCAUGGAAGUUUGCUGUUGUUCUGUGUACUCACAUGCAUUUUGAGGAACCUCAUCUGAUCGACUUUUCUUACAAACACAAACCUCAUUGGUCUGUCAGUUUAGAGAUGCAAAGGCUUUCCGUCAUGUGUAAUGACAGAGUAAAAUCGAGUGUGAGUCUUAUAGACGAAGGCGACAGUUUUGUAGCACAGCAAUGCUCUAAUUCUUACACACAGACACACUCUCGCACACUCACGCACUCCCAAUCAGUGCCCCAAUUUUCUUAGUGUUGAUGUGUAGAUUAGGUGAUUUGAGAUUGCAGAUGCUCACACACAAUCUCAGAUGAGAUGAUUAUGGUUGACUCACAAUUUGACGUGGCCUUUUAUGUCCACAUAUUUUGUUCUCAGUAUUCCCUCUCACAAAGGUCAGCGUGCCUGUUAAAAUCUGUCCACGUUACACCUUGAUUAAGAUCUAAACCCAUACCGUAUCGUUAGUUUGUGUGCAUAUGAUUCAAAACCUGUCGUGGGUUCAUUAUUUCUUUGUUUCUAUUCAACUGAAGGAAAACCAUGUUACAUUUUGAUGCUGAAAGCUUCACUGAUUUAGGGUGUACUCACACUAGGCCCUGUUGCCUUGUACCGUGCCCAAGCAUGAUUGUCCCCACUUCCACUCACAUUGCACUUAACGUUCUGGGCCUGAGCACGCUUACAUCAUUACAAUGUGACUUUUUGUUUUGAAGAAAACAGGAAGAAAAGAGCACUUUUGCAGAGCACAAUGGAGUCCAUCAUUGUACGACCCUCUCGCAUGCCUAAUUGUCAACAGCAUCGUACCACUGGAAUUUAUACUUUUCUUCCGAUGAGCUGCCAGAUUUGCCUUCAGAUACUGAACCGCAGUUUUUUUUUUGCUCAGUGGUUCUUUGAUAUCCAUGAGCACGGAGAUAGUUGUGAAUUUUACCAAAUAUCUCUGAAUUCAGUUGUUUCUGUAUACUCUCGUCGCCCAAAUUUCCAGUAAACACUGCAUCUCUGCCAUAGACCAAAGUGAUCCCUUUGCCGGCAUGUUUGUUAAAUGAACAGUUGCAUCAUUGACGUCAUCUUUUGAGUUCCGUGCUCUGCCACGGUUAGCGAACACACUACUGUUCCUGAGCCAACUGAACCAUGCCACACUAGUAAAAUGAACUGGACUUUGUGGAUCAAACGUGCUCGGGCACAGUACAGCAUACAGCCUAGUGUGAGUACAUCCUUAGAUGCGGAGAGGAGCCAUGGCCAAAAUACUGUAUAAUGACUAUAAUUGGCAUCAGUAAAUACAUUAAUACGUUCUCUUGAAAGGAAUUUUUGAUGCAGGAUCAUUUUUAAGAUUAUGCUCACACAAUGCACUGACUGAAAUUCAUGUAGGAAUAAAAAAAACACACCGAUUGCAACUGUACUAUGGCUCUGAUCACACUGCACACAAAUCAGAUUUGGUUUUCAAUUCCGAUCUAUAAGAGCAACUGUCCGUACCGUCAUUUUGCAAAAGGUGGAAUCUAAUCUGUUUGUUCAGACUGUGUAGGCAAUAUCCAGCAUAUCUACAUUGGUUGAUAUGGUAAUAGUGUAAGUGUCGGCACAAAGAUAUUUUCUUAUACAACAACUGAGAGAAGCUGUCAUAUAAACUAAGGCAUUUUACGCAUUCAUGCAAAUACAGCCCAAAAUGGCUGAAUCAUUCACUUAUUCACUAUUUACUACAGUGAAUGUCAGAUAGUUUGCUAUCUGAGGAAUUAGUGUAUUGACAAUGUUGCGCACUUUGAAUGACAUUUCAUACGCAUCAUAUCCUAAAUGACAAAAAAUAAAUAAUCGAAAUAAACGAUCUGACCAGUAACAGGCGCAUAACAAAAAUCUGAUUUUAAUUGAUAUAAAUCAGAAUUAAAGUUUAUUUGCUGUUAAGACUACAUACAACUAAACAGAUUUAAAUUGAAUACAGAUUUCUGUUCAAAGCCAAAGUGUGCGCAUCAGCCCAAAUAGAGUUGCAUCACUUUGACCCAGGAUCAGUGUUUCCGAUUGUCAUCUGAUGGUAUUUGACAGGCUAAGUUUGAUCGUAACUGAUUCGAGACCUGUAGAAAUAGGUGUUCAUUUUAAGUCUGUGUUCCAUCUCUCAUCUCAUCUGCUUUUUUUUUUUUUCAAUGUGCCCGAACAUACAGAGCUUUUUGUAAAUAUUUUAAGAAUACAGCUUUUAAAAGUGAUCUAUGAAACAUUAAUAACAUUUAUAAUAUAUACACUGAGAAUUAGAGUAAAUAUGUAGACUUUUAUGAGAUGUUUAAUGUAGAUUCUUUAUCUGGUUCUUGUAAUUAAUGUGACAAUAAGAACAAUCUCUACUUGAUGAAGUUAUUACUUUUGUUGCCAUUUCCGCAGACAGAGACUUGCAUACAGAAAUAAGGAGAUAAUAGAAUCUGAAGUAGAUAAGUCUAUGUAGUUUUUAUGUCAAAUCAAAGUGCUCUGAUGUGUGUGCGAGCGAGAUAUAUUCAGCAUUUCGACAGGACGGGAUAUAAGAUAUAUUGCUAAAUACGUGCUGCUGGAGACCCAAACACUCUGAUUAGGCCUCACAGCCUGGAGUUACGGGUACAUCUCAAGCCCACUCAGGGCUUUUGCUUUUCAGAAGAGAAAUUGCCCUUGCGGGAAUGAAGCCAGGGGCCUUGAACAGAACUAACAAUAGCCAUAUUGAAACAAAGCUACAAGAGGCACAACAUGAACAAAUCUUUCUUCUUCUUCUUUUUCUGAGGACACUUUACAACAAGGAUUUUGUUUGGACUCCAUGAAUGGAUUUAUCCUAUUUGUCCAUUUGUGGGUGUUUUGAUCAUUCUUGAACUUCACACUGAUCUCCAUAUUUGAUUUAAAAGAUCUGUGGAAAGACCAAAUGUGAAUGACAAAAAAAAUGACUAAAAAAUAUUUGUCAAUCAGUGGAUUCCUCCAGGCCACCUGGAGGCAACUUCCUUUUCUCCAGAAAAAUAUGGAAAAUAGAAGACAGUGUAAGAUUACUUACAUUAUUAUUGCAUUUCUUGUUAUGUCAUGCUGAUAAGGUCCAUACAGCUGUGGUUGGUUAUGAUAAUAAUGACUGUGACACUUACUAGCUAGUUAGUAAUUUCACAUAUUGUCCAAAAGUAACAAUUCAUAAUUCAUAAUCAGAAAUGUAUAUUCUGUCAUCAUUUACUAACCCUCAUGUUGUUCCAAACCAAUAUGACUUUCUUUCUUCCAUGGACCACGAAAUGAGAUGUUAAGCAGAUUGACAGCUUCAGUCACUAUUCACUUUCAUCGUAUGAAUAAAAUAUUAGAGCUGUUGAUUAAGCAUGUUAAUUUAGUGCAAUUAAUUAAAUGUUAACCCCUUACACACUAAAGGCAUUUUGAUGGACUUCCGCUAAAAUGGCAUACCCAAGAGUCAAAACAAUUGCAAAGAACGUCAAUUUCAUGGGAUACGAUUUUAGAAAACCUUUACAAAUUUAAGAAAAUAUAUUUGAAUCUUGCUCAGAGACUCUUAUGCUACAACACUGCUGACAAAACAAAAUAUGAGCAUUAAAAAAAUUAACUUUUCAGUUAUUAUUCAGUUUGACAUUAUACCUUUUUGACAGUAAGUAUGGAUGGUCCAAACAAAUUACUUUGGUGUGGUUCUACAAAAAAUUUAAUUGAUAGGACAAAGCAAUCCAAACUUAACCGUCUCCAAGGUGGACUUUUAUUUAACAAUCUGUCCAAAUAACCUCUCCAGGCAAUAAUUAAUGUGUUUUAUUGAACAUUAAAACUGAAUAACUGUGCAAAAAUAAAAAUAUUAUGCAUGUAAAUACUUAAAUACUUGAGAAUUUUUUUUAAUGGAACAGUUUUAAUUCAUCAACUAAUUUAAAAGCAGUAUUUUAGAAUUUGGCAGAUCAGCUACAUUCAUUGUAAAGAUAAAAGACUAAGCUUUAAAAUGACACCUAAUUUGUGCAGAUCAAGCAAGUGGUUGUUGAGUAAAACAUUUAUGCAAUAAAUCAUGCCCCCUGACCGGUAUAUAAAUACUGCAAAAAGGUAUGUAUUUCCUUACAAUCUGAGCUGUUCAAGCUUGAAGUACAUGCAUAUUUACAACUGCUUCAGCAGAGGGCAGUAAAUGCGCCUCAACAAACCUCACAAUUAGCCCUGCCACAGAAUAAGAGCCGGUCAAACAGGAAGCGCUCUCACCAUCUGGACAAAGCACAACAGAAUGCAGGGAUCGCAAGACACGCCUUUCAAAGUACAACUUUUAACUUGCACAGUAUCUUAAAAAUGUGACGUUUACAACACGGAAUACCAUUGAGACGCUCCAAAAGUGUCUGCCUGAUGCACGUGUACAUAAACGACAAUUAAAUAUAGCACAGAUGGAACGUGAGAACAUGUCCUGUGAGAACAGGACAGAUUGACAAACUCAACUGCAAAAUUGAUUGAUUGAAUGAUGUAUGUAGGAAUAAAACAAAAAAACGAAUUGACUUCUAAAGUUACUUUUUGUAUUGUCUAAUGAAUGCUUUACUCAUCUUCGACAAUAAUGCAAUAUAUUUCAAUCUACAUGUAUUGUGUUUAUUAUACUGUAUAUAUUAUAUUAAGAAUUAUUUGAAUUAUUAUGUAUUAUAUUGAAUUAUCCUUAUUUGGGGGCCUUUCUCAGCAAAUACUGAUAUAUGCACUGUAAAAAAUGUCUAUAAUUGAAUGUUAAAAGACUGUAAAAAUGCUACAGACAAAAACGUUAAUUGAUUAACGAGUAUUAACUGUAAAAUAUGCAGUAAAAUUUGUAAGUGUAAAAAGUAUGAUUUUCCUGUAUAAUUAAUGGUAAAAAUGUACAUUGUUUAACAAGAGAGUACCUGUACAUUUUACAGGAAAUUAUUGUUAAAAUUACAGUUAAAAAAAAAAAUCGGGUGUUCCCACAAUUCCCUGCAUGACCCAUCAUAUUUCAUUAUAUUUUAUGGGAAUAGUUAUGUUGGGGUAUUCUGUGUUAUAUUUUAUGUAGUUUAGUUACUGUAUUAUUUUAAUGUCACACGUGUUACCCUGACAGUGUUUAGUGUUUGUGUGAGUGACACUGUGUGAUGUCUCCUCAUGAUUAUUGAUCAUGGCUCCUGAUAGAGACACUAUUAGUGAACUUCAUGUCAUCAUAUGCUGUUCUGUCAUUUAGCGAUUAACAAUAACUUAUGAAGUAAAAAGCAUAUUUUCACAGGUUUAGAAGGUUAAUAUCAAGUUUAUUACUUUUUUUUUUUUACAGUGCCAGUGUGGUCAUGCACAUUACAACAGUUUUAAACUGUAAAAUGUACAGGUUGUUUUGUAAAGUUUUCACAUUUUUACUGUAUUUUUACGUAAUUAUUCUGGCAACCACAUCUGACAUCUUUUGGGGGGGGCACAACAGGAUAUUUUUUAUAGUUUAUUAUUAAUUUGAUAUCUUAAUCAGCAUUCCAUGUUAUUCAUUUGAUUAAAAUAUUCAUCAAUUGACUGCCCUAGAUAAGAUGCAAUGAAAGUGAGUGGUUACCGAGAAUAAUAUAGUUCAUAAUAUCUCCUUUUGUGUUCCAUGGAAGAAAUAGAGUCAUACAGAUUUGGAACAACAUGAGGGUGAGUAAACGAUGAAAAAAAUGUUAAUUUUUGGUGAACUAUAAGGUCUUUCUGUUUGUUGGGUUUUUUAUUUGUUUGUUUUUCAGAACAGUGAAAUUCAAUCUUUAAGCAAUAAUGAUGGAAACUGGAACAUUUUUAUCAAAAUGGAAGAUGACAGUUUCUCUCUCUCUCUCUCUCUCUCUCUCUCUCUCUCGCUCUCUCGCUCUCUGUCUUUAUCUUGCAUGUUUCUUCCCUAAUCUCGUUCUCUCAAUGUAAUGUGAGCUCUGAAUGCAGCUCUGUUGGGUGAACAUUGUAAACAGCUUCUUUUUUUACAUUUCCCUCUUUUUAUUUUUCACUGGUGUCUGAUGGAACGUGAUGGAAUGAAACAUUUGCUAUGUCACAUGUCAUGAUGACAUCAGUUGCCAGCGGUGACAAGACAGUGACUGGCAUUUCAAUUUCUUUCAAAGUUAGGUCUUACAUCCACUAUAUUGGUUCAGGGCAAUUUUACCAUUAGACAAAUUUCAACUUCCUAUCUUGUGCCAAAAUACAUACUGAGGAAUGGCUAAAUGCCAAAUUUAAAGUUUGUUUUUUUAAUAAUUCUCAAUAAUAUUUUUGUAUGCUCAUUUUGUUCUGAAGGGCAAUGGAAAUUAGAACUCUGACAUCAUGAUCAUACACUAUCAUUAUGAUUUUUUUUUAAGUAGGGGCCUUUCCCAUAAAUAUGCAUCUAUGUUUAAAAAUCAUGGAGCCUCGUGUGUGUGUGUGUGUGUGUGUGUGUGUGUGUGUGUGUGUGUGUGUGUGUGUGUGUGUGUGUGUGUGUGUGUGUGUGUGGUUGUUGUUGUGCUGGAAAAUAUGUAAAUUGUGUCAAAUCCAGCUAGAUGUUUCAAAGGCAUGAACAAAUGUUUUUAUCAUGCUUAAAAGGGGACAUGGCCAGUAUUGCAUAAUUUAAAUAUUGACAGACUUGUAUUUGUUCUUUGUUCAUGUUGUGCUCAUACAUUCCCUUCUGCGACUGAUCUAACAUUGACAAGAACUGUCGGCUGACACAAGAGGAUUUUGCUCCUUGGUUUCCUGACUCAUUUGCUAGUUCUCUGUACAGUGUGUGUAUGUAUGCGUAAAAAAGAAAUAAAGGAGAGAAUGCAAGAGAGGGAGAAAGCGAAAUAAAUCUAUUAGA